Messenger RNA from Symbiodinium pilosum, 675 nucleotides. Lineage: Eukaryota; Dinophyceae; Suessiales; Symbiodiniaceae. The record is from the annotation of a GenBank genome assembly.
AUGUCGACCUUGGCGGUCCAUUUUGAGAGCAUCGUGAAGUUCAACUUCGACCCCUACAGAGAACCCCUGCAGGUCAAGUUUGACAGCAGCGACCGCCAGCUGAAAAACUUCAGCACACGAUACAUCGAUGGGUUCACCAAAGGCUUGGUUGGCCACUUGAUCGUGGCCAUUGUUGACCAACUUGAAAUUCCGGACGACGAGCUGGACUCCCCGGACCUGGCUCCGUUGCUGAACUCUCUUCGAUUCUACAAAGCGAACUAUCGCCAUCGUGACGACCCUGCGCAGUUCUGCUACGAUGCUCUGCGCAGCUUUUCAGCAAUAUGCUUCAGGUCUCCUUUACAGUCAUUCACCUUCUCGUGUGUGAUUUCGACAGGUAUCGGCAAUGAGACAGCCGAGAAACAAGCUCCAUCAGCUUUGGAAAUGUUGGCAAUGUUCAAGGCAGCCAUUGCCUGCAUCAGAACCGGCCAGAAGCGCCAAGUUCCCCUGAGGGACGCGCUGAAUCAGGCAGUGGCGGACUACAACAAGGCUGUGAUCCGCAAGUUCAAGGUGGACAGUGGCAAAAAAAAGAUGCUGCUGAACUUGCUGCGCUCGCCCGACGACUUCUUGGAGUGCCUGACGCAGCACUAUGACAAGCACCGGCACACCCAGUCAGGACACCUUGUGAUUCAUGCUUGA